AUUCCCAAAAAGUCAGCUCUCUCUCUUGCAGGACGGCGUGGCUGAGGUCCCUUGAGCAGGAUGUCUUCCGAAGCUCCUUCAGGCAUAGUAGACCUUGGGAAGAGGACCCUCAAGAAACCGUGCUCCUUCACAAUUGAGAACAUCCUCUCCGGCUCGGCUGAGCGAAGACCCCCUGUCCUCCUCCCGUUCUGCUUCCGAGGGAUCUUGGACUGUGAGCCCAAGGGGCUGUGCUCUCUGGGGGGAAUGGCCGCUGGCCCCCUGCAGCAGCAGGAGGAGGAGGAGGUGGAAGAGGCAGAGGUGGAUGCUGUGCCUUGCGGCUGCUGCUGCUGUGUUCAUAGCGGUCCCUACUCCUGGCAGGACGCUGCAAACUGGCUCACAGACGCAAGGUUUCCCUGGCCCAUGCGGGUUUUCCAUCCCGUCGGCAGGCCGUGCAAGAACCCUCGCGGGAGCCAGAGCGAGCUGCAAGCUUUCCACCAGAUUCAGCGCCGGACCCGUCGCCACCGCACCAUCUUCACUGACGACCAGCUGCAGGCCCUGGAAGCCCUCUUCCACCAGAACCAGUACCCAGAUGUCAUUACCAGAGAACACCUGGCUAACCGGAUUCACCUGAAGGAAGAGAGAGUGGAGGUUUGGUUUAAGAAUCGGCGAGCCAAGUGGCGGCAUCAAAAGAGAGCUUCGGCUUCGGCGCUCGUCCUUCAAGGUGCCAAGAAGUCUUCUGAGGGAAACUGCUGAUGACUGGGAAUGAAGGCUGGAUUUGGCAAGUGCUGAAGGUCCCAUUGGCUUCUGCGCAUCUCGGCGGGAGAGAGGGAGGAGAAACGGAACAGCGAUACGAAACGGGGAGGAAUCGUCAUGAUUUAUUAAGAGGAGAAAGAAGAGAUGGUAUAUUUUCAAGGAGGGGCGGAAUAUAAUGUGUUCAACCCACUG
Messenger RNA from Lacerta agilis (Sand lizard), 924 nucleotides. RefSeq names its product goosecoid homeobox 2 (gene GSC2). NCBI's taxonomy places the organism in Eukaryota, Metazoa, Chordata, Lepidosauria, Squamata, Lacertidae. Gene Ontology annotation, biological process: regulation of transcription by RNA polymerase II. Gene Ontology annotation, cellular component: nucleus. Gene Ontology annotation, molecular function: RNA polymerase II cis-regulatory region sequence-specific DNA binding; DNA-binding transcription factor activity, RNA polymerase II-specific. Bases 61 to 732 code for a protein of 223 amino acids. The record is from RefSeq and is a predicted model, not a curated record. The transcript has 3 exons.